Molecule: messenger RNA, 657 nt
Organism: Parnassius mnemosyne (clouded apollo)
Lineage: Eukaryota; Metazoa; Arthropoda; Insecta; Lepidoptera; Papilionidae
Source: the annotation of a GenBank genome assembly
AUGGGUGCUUUACUAACAAAAGCAUUAAGGCCUAUAAAGUCAUUUAAUAUUGAAAAUCGAGCUCAUAGAGUAAUAUCGAAAGAAAAACCAGUCCCGGCGCCGAAGUAUGAGGCGAAUAUUGAAGAUUUGAAACGGACGCUGGAAGCUGUUCCCAACUUAGAUGAUAAACUUGAUAAAAAGGAUCCGGCCCUGGAUGAGAGAUUGAAAGACGUUUAUGUAACAUCUCACGGACGUCCGGAGGAUGACAUUACAAGAGAAAAGAUAAAGCAAAAUCCAAACCGGCCACUUCCUCAAGAACGAAGACAAGUUCAGGACUACGAUUUUGGAUUGAAGGAACCAGAUAGGAUUCCAUAUGGACGAACAACCUUAGGCCGGGCUUUAGAGUUUAUUGAAUCCCACCAAAUGAAUCCAAAUGAAGUUACAGCUUCGAAAAUAGCUUUAGAGUAUAAGCUUAAAGAAGAAGAUGUAGAAACAAUUUUAAAAUAUUUCAAGACAUAUGAAAUUUAUAUUCCUGAAACAAAGAAGUCUGCUGCUACAUUUGCUGGACCCGCAACCUUUAGGAGGCAACUACAAAAAUCUGAAAUCAAACAAUUAGAAGAUAGCAAAAAUGAUAAAAUUGAAACAAGAGGUAGUAAUCAGAUGGAAGACAAAGUGUAA